AGAGUAGAGGCCACGCCGGACAUGAUGGAGGACCAGGACGAGAAGAAUCGAAGAUCACGGAGUCAGAAUCCUAAAGUUUCCUCAAAGUUUUCAGAGUCAGACCUCCGCCCCGAGUCGGAGGAGGAACCGAUGCUGGGACCCGCCCCCCUGUGCUCUUUUCUCUCGGACCAUACGAUGGCAAGCACAGCGGCGGAGCUGGCGAGGAGGAAGGCCCGGGAGGAGGAGGGGGCGGGCAGCAGGGCCAACACCAUCCCCUUCAACCAGCAGGACUUUGAGCUUCUGCAGCGCGAAUGUCUGAGGUCGGGGACACUGUUCUGUGACCCCACCUUCCCUGCAAGCUGGGACUCUCUGGGAUACAACCAGCUGGGACGAUACUCACCUAAAACCAGUGGCGUGGAGUGGAAACGGCCUACGGAGCUGUGUUCAGACCCUCAGUUCAUUGUCGAUGGAGCAAAGCGAACAGACAUCUGUCAGGGAGCACUGGGUGACUGUUGGCUGCUCGCCGCCAUUGCCUCACUGACCCUUGACCCCCAGAUCCUGGUCAGAGUGGUUCCUCCAGGACAGAGUUUUAAAGAUGGAGAGUAUGCUGGGAUAUUCCACUUCCAGCUGUGGCAGUACGGUGAGUGGGUGGAUGUGGUGGUGGACGACCGACUGCCCACCAGAGAUGGGAAGCUCCUAUUUGUCCACUCAGCAGAGGGAACGGAGUUCUGGAGCGCUCUGUUGGAGAAGGCCUACGCCAAAGUAAACAGUUCGUAUGAGGCUCUGACUGGUGGUUCGUCCAUUGAAGGUUUUGAGGAUUUCACGGGAGGAAUUGCUGAGAGCUAUGACCUGAAGGAGGCUCCGCCCACCGUGUUUAACAUCAUGAAGAAGGCUCUGAAGCUCGGCUCACUGCUCGGCUGCUCCAUUGAUAUUACCAGCUCAUAUGAGACUGAGGCCAUCACCAGUCAGAAGCUGGUCAAAGGUCACGCCUACUCCAUCACUGCAGCAGCACAGGUCCAUCACCACAGGUCUGUGGUUGAUCUGCUGAGGAUCAGGAACCCCUGGGGUCAGGUGGAGUGGACCGGAGCCUGGAGCGACAGUUCCAGAGAGUGGGACGGAGUUCUGCCAGAGGAGAAGAGGAUGCUGGACCACUCAGCAGAAGAUGGAGAGUUCUGGAUGUCCUACACUGACUUCCUGCAUCAGUUUUCCCGCCUUGACAUUUGCAACCUGACACCUGACACGCUGACCAGCGAUGAGGUCGGACACUGGAACUACAGUGAGUUUGAAGGCACGUGGAGGGUUGGUUCAACUGCUGGAGGCUGCAGGAACUACACAGCCACUUUCUGCUCCAACCCUCAGUUCUUCAUUCGGCUUCUGGAUGUGGAUGAUGACCCUCAUGAUGGCGAGGAUGGCUGCACCGUGUUGAUUGGCCUAAUGCAGAAAGAUGCUCGCAAGGAGAGACGCUUUGGACGCGACCUCAACACAAUUGGCUUCUCCAUCUAUCAGGUUCCUCAGGAGUAUGCCGGGCGGUCCAACGUCCAUCUGGGUCCAGACGUCCUCCUGAGGACAACAUCUGUUGCUCGAAGUCCAACCUUCAUUAACCUGAGGGAGGUAUGUGGUCGCUUCAAACUCCCUCCUGGAGAAUACGUCAUCAUCCCGUCCACCUUUGAACCACACCGCAAAGGAAGCUUCAUCCUCAGGGUGUUCACCGAGAAGGAGGCCCACAGCAGGCCAAUGGAGGAGGACGUGGACGCUGACAUCCAUGAGCCUGACGUAAUAGAAAGUGACGUGGAUCCUCACUUCAAACGUCUCUUCAUGCAGAUCUCCGGAAACGACUCUGAGAUCUCAGCCUUCGAACUUCAGCAGAUUUUGGACAAAGUGGUUUCACAGAGAUCUGAUGUGAAAACUGACGGCUUCAGUCUUCAGACAUGUCGUAACAUCAUCAGCCUCUUGGAUGUGGAUGGCAGUGCCAAACUGGGUCUGGUGGAGUUCCAUGGUCUGUGGAUGAAGAUCCAGAGAUACCUGAAAAUCUUUAAGCAUCAUGACUCCGAUGGUUCUGGGACAAUGAGCAGUCAUGAGCUGCGAGCAGCGGUGGCUGAAGCUGGGUUCCAGGUGAACAGCUCCGUCAUCCAGGAGAUCAUCUCUCGAUACACAGACUCUUCCUUUGCCAUUGACUUUGACUCUUUUGUCGGUUGUUUGAUUCGACUGGAGAUGCUCUUCAAGAUGUUCCGGACUCUGGACCUGAAGCAGACAGGGAAGAUCCAGCUGGACCUGCAGCAGUGGCUUUGCCUUGCCAUCAACUGACGCUGUUCCUGGUGCAUCAUGGGAGCUCACUGCCUGUUGAAAAAAA
Sphaeramia orbicularis (orbiculate cardinalfish) is the source of this 2329-nucleotide messenger RNA. RefSeq names its product calpain 8 (gene capn8). Bases 22 to 2283 code for a protein of 753 amino acids. The record is from RefSeq and is a predicted model, not a curated record. NCBI's taxonomy places the organism in Eukaryota, Metazoa, Chordata, Actinopteri, Kurtiformes, Apogonidae. Gene Ontology annotation, molecular function: calcium ion binding; calcium-dependent cysteine-type endopeptidase activity. Gene Ontology annotation, biological process: proteolysis. The transcript has 22 exons. Gene Ontology annotation, cellular component: cytoplasm.